Aptenodytes forsteri (emperor penguin) is the source of this 1341-nucleotide messenger RNA. RefSeq names its product integrator complex subunit 5 (gene INTS5). Gene Ontology annotation, biological process: snRNA 3'-end processing. Gene Ontology annotation, cellular component: integrator complex. The annotation marks the transcript as partial. Lineage: Eukaryota; Metazoa; Chordata; Aves; Sphenisciformes; Spheniscidae. The transcript has a single exon. The record is from RefSeq and is a predicted model, not a curated record.
UUGGAAGAAGUGGUACGAGAGGUACGGAAAGUGCUGGGGGAAUUCCUCCGGGCGAAUCCCAAAGCUUGGGCUCCCGUCGUAUCCGCUUGGUCCAUCGAACUGAUGGGGCAGCUGAGCAGCAAAUACGCCGGCAGGCACGGCGUGCCGCACGCCUCCAGCCUGAACGAACUCCUCCAGCUCUGGAUGUCCUGCGAGGCCACCCGCUCCCUGAUGGAGAUUUACACCCAGUGCCUCUCCGCCAUGAUCGGGGGCUGCCCCGACGCCUGCGUGGACGCCCUCUUGGACACCUCGGUCCAACACUCGCCUCAUUUCGACUGGGUGGUGGCUCACAUCGGUUCUUCUUUCCCCAACACCAUCAUCAACCGCGUCCUUUCCUGCGGCCUGAAAGAUUUUUGCGCCCGGGGGGUUUCCCCCGCCGGGGGGGAACCCCUUUUCCCCCCGGCCGCCGACAAACGGGCGCCCAAAAUCGCCUCGGUGGUGGGGAUCUUGGGCCACUUGGCCUCCCGCCACGCCGGCAGCAUCAAGCAGGAGCUGCUGCGGAUGUUUCACGACAGCCUGGCUCCCGCCAGGGACCAGCACCAAAAAGCCGCCGUCCCUUUCCUCCUCCAGCUCGCCGUCAUGUCCCCGCCGCUCCUGGGCGCCGUCUCCUCCGAGCUGGUGGAUUCCCUCAAACCCAACGUCCUCAACCAGCUCCACCAGCAUUUCGCCUCCCUCCCCCGCGAGGACCUGGAGAACAUGGUCGGCGUCGUCGUCCGCCUCCUCUGCCAAACCUCCGCCGGCGCUUACCGCAUCUUGCAGUUUUUGGUCAACACCGCCAUGCCGGCGUCCGUCAUCACCCCGCCGGGUUCCAGCCUCCACGACGGCGUGCGGGAAGCCUGCGACCGCGUCAUCCAACUCCUCCUCCUCAACCUCCAAAAACUGGUUUACAACCGGAACGGCCCCGCUUUGACCGAUUCCCCGCCUCGCCCCGUCCCUUUUUUAGACGCCCUGAAACCGCACGUCCGGGAUCUCUGCGUGGAGACCCUGCGCUUGGAACGCAAGCGGUUCCUCUGGCAGCACCAGCUUUUGGGGCUCCUGGCCGUUUAUUCCCCCCCUCACUGCGCCGCCGACGCCCUCUUCUUCCUCCUGACGCUGGCCCGCACCCAGGAGGAGCUGGCCCUGGCCACCCAGCUCUACGCCGUCCUCAGCUCCUGCCUCCUCGACCUCCUCCCCGCCACCGUCAAGACCUGCGUCUGCCAGAUCCACGCCGGCGGCUUGCCGGCGCCUCAGAUGGUUCAGCUGUUCCGCAAUUUGGCUGCGGUGGUGCGGUGGGAAGGCGGCGGGGAAGGGGGAGCGGCGGCG